GCUUUCUGAGUGGAGUAUUACCGAUGUAUUUUAUGGCGUAGUAUAAAACAUGAACAUAUAUUGAGCUUUUGUUAACCACAGGCCUUAUUUCAAGCAUUUAACCAAAAACCCAUUGACUAGGGGAUGAUGGAUGUCCAGUACACAGGAAAAUUAAAUUAAAAUGUCGAGAUCAGGAAAAAAAUUAACUCGAGAUCAGAAGAAAACAACUAAGUAUAUUCAGAAGGGCACUACGAAGCCAGCGGCAGUGAAUGGGUUUGGUGUCUGAUGAUAUCGAUGCGCGUUGAAUCGCUCGGUGCUCCACUGAUGAUGCCUUUCUUCACCUCACGUGGAGGGGCUAUGCGCUAACAUGGCGGCGCCCAGUGGAGGUGUUGAACUCGUCAGUAAAAAGCCGACAGUGAAAGGCCUGAGGAGGGUUGCGAAUCAGAUUCCUGAUGAGAUUCUCAAAGACCCUGAGCUUCAAGAGGCAGUUAGUGUUCUGCCUUCCAACUACAAUUUUGAGAUCCACAAAACGAUAUGGAGGGUGAGACAGGCGAAAGCCAAAAGAGUGGCUUUGCAGCUUCCAGAGGGGCUACAGAUGUUUGCCUGUGUAAUUGCUGACAUUAUUGAGAGGUUUACAGGAGCAGACACACUGGUGAUGGGUGACGUGACGUACGGAGCCUGCUGUGUAGACGACUUCACUGCCCGAGCUCUCGGAGCGGACUUCAUGGUCCACUACGGACACAGCUGCUUGAUCCCCAUAGAUGCCACGGCAGGGAUCAAGAUGCUCUAUGUGUUUGUGGACAUCCAGAUGGACACGGCUCACUUCCUGGACACACUCCGGUUCAAUUUUCCCCCAGGGCACUCCCUCGCUCUCGUCAGCACCAUCCAGUUUGUGGCUGCACUGCAGGCAGUCAGUGCAGAGCUGAGGCCAGAUUACGAGGUUCUCGUGCCUCAGUGUCGUCCACUGUCUCCGGGAGAGAUCCUGGGCUGCACCUCCCCACGCCUCGACAAGCAUGUCAAUGCCAUCAUAUACCUUGGGGAUGGACGAUUUCACUUGGAAUCAAUCAUGAUCGCCAAUCCAGAUGUCCCAGCUUACAGGUAUGAUCCCUACAAUAAGGUUUUCUCUCGGGAGUAUUAUGACCACGAGGCCAUGCGUGCUAACAGACUGCAGGCCAUAGAGACGGCCCGCUCAGCCCAGAGGUGGGGUCUGAUUCUGGGCACGCUUGGUCGCCAAGGCAAUCCCAAAAUCUUAGAGCAUUUGGAGGAGAAGCUGAAGGCACUUGGCAGGUCAUUCACCAGGGUGCUCCUUUCGGAGAUCUUCCCAAGCAAGCUGGCGCUGAUGGCAGAUGUUGACACAUGGGUUCAGAUCGCAUGUCCUCGUCUGUCAAUCGAUUGGGGCACGGCAUUCUCCAAGCCCCUGUUGUCUCCCUACGAGGCAGCUGUAGCUCUACAGCAAGCAGAAUGGCAGGAGGUGUAUCCCAUGGACUUCUACUCCAAUCAGAGCCUGGGGCCUUGGACCCCUAAGCACCCAGACAACCAACCCCAGCGAACGACAAGCAAACAGCAGAAGGCAGACUCACACUGUGAGCGCACUUUCCCAUGUGGCUGCCAGCGCAAAUGAACAGCGCACUCACACAGCAGCAGCCAAUCAGUGCGCAGCCUUACCGUCUGCAGGAGACAGCCAAUCACAGGCCUGCGUGCACCUCUGUUGUCAGAGCAGAGGGGAUAUUGGCACACACAAAGCACUACAUCAAAUCCGUCCCUCUCAUAGUAUAGCAGGAGAGUGGUUCUGUGUGCCAAGGGUGAGAGAGAGAGAGAUGGAUUGAGUGAGAGAAAGAGAGAGAGAAAUGACCCUGAGAGCACGUCGUUUGUUUCAUAUCGCAGCAUGUGGGUGGCUUGUUAAACGCAAUCUUCUUGUCUCUGUCCUAGAAAGAUCCUGCCAGACACUUUGCAUUGUUGACCUUCAUGCUUUCAAUUGAAAGCGAAAUGGAAAUGCUCUGAGCAAAACGAUACACUUUUCUCUUUUAGCUGUCAUUGCGAGGUUCAGUGAGACAAAUUGCAGAACAUGUCAAACUUGGAGCAUGUUGUGUUGUGUUUUACCAAACGCAAUAUUUAAUGCACAAAGCCAAAUUAAAUCUUAUAACUGCCAAACAUUUUCCUGAGUAGGCGUAACUGCAGUGUAACACAGGACAGUGCAGCAUCUCGUAUCUGGAUGUGAGAAUGCAGCAUUCUGUGACUGGAUUCCAUGUCUAGACUUUUUAUGUACUGAAAUAGCCGACUGUUAAACAUUACUGAAGGCCCUCUUCAUUUAUUCAGUAACUUCAGUAGCCACUUUGUCAUGCUCAGGGUCACAGUGUAUCUGGAUCCUAUCGCAGAAACACUGGAUGGAUGCCUUUUUCAGCAGUGCAAAAGUUUGCAUACUCUUUCUUUCAAAUGAGGAAAUCAAGAAAGACAUUUGGUACACGUUUUGCAGAUAUUCAUUCGUUCAUUAUGACAAAGAAUGAUGCAGUUUGGCAUUUUUACAUUACGAUAAUCUUUUCAAAAAAUAUUAUGGCUUCACAGUAAAAACAAAUGAAAUUAUAAUUAAAAAUCCUUUUAAUAUUCAACAGCUCUGCUCACAUACAUGUAAUUUGAAACAUUAUACUUGUUUUAUCUUUCUACAUGCAAAGUGGCUUGUCUUAACCCUGUGUUUAAAAUGAACAAAAAGCAAAAAACAUAGUAAUAAUAAUAAAAGAUUUAAUCUUUUACCAA
Messenger RNA from Ictalurus punctatus (channel catfish), 2730 nucleotides. RefSeq names its product diphthamide biosynthesis 1 (gene dph1). Gene Ontology annotation, biological process: protein histidyl modification to diphthamide. The transcript has 13 exons. Gene Ontology annotation, molecular function: 2-(3-amino-3-carboxypropyl)histidine synthase activity. The coding region runs from base 347 to 1600 and encodes 417 amino acids. Lineage: Eukaryota; Metazoa; Chordata; Actinopteri; Siluriformes; Ictaluridae. The record is from RefSeq and is a predicted model, not a curated record.